UUUCGCGGCAUGUAAGCAUCGUUGCGACUUUCGAGCCAGGGGCUAAGUACCAAAAGAGGCGAAUUAGGUUUUUUAGGGUUUCUCCUUUUCUCAGGCCGGGAAAAGAAAUACUCUCUUCGCUUCCUCUCUAGGUUAAUUAACAAUGACGAAGCGCACCAAGAAGGCUGGAAUUGUUGGAAAAUAUGGCACAAGGUAUGGUGCAAGUCUGAGGAAACAGAUUAAGAAGAUGGAAGUGAGCCAGCAUGCGAAGUAUUUCUGCGAGUUUUGUGGCAAGUAUGCCGUGAAGAGGAAAGCUGUUGGAAUCUGGGGUUGCAAGGAUUGUGGUAAAGUCAAAGCUGGUGGUGCUUACACAUUGAACACUGCCAGUGCAGUCACUGUUAGGAGCACCAUUCGAAGAUUAAGGGAGCAGACAGAAGGGUGAAAGUUUAUUUUCACUUGAAUCUCAGUUUUGUUAUUGUAGUGUUGUUGAUGACUUCCUGUGUUAAACUUGCCACUCAGGAGGCAGAAUUCUAGGAGGUUUCCUUUUUCGGUUUUGGUAGACAAUUUUUUUGAGUUUAUGGUAAAGACCAGAUGACAUGUCAAACGGUGUGUUGCAAAGGGCUUUGUGCUCAUUCUCAUUCC
Amborella trichopoda is the source of this 621-nucleotide messenger RNA. Its product is annotated as large ribosomal subunit protein eL43z. Gene Ontology annotation, molecular function: structural constituent of ribosome. Gene Ontology annotation, biological process: translation. The record is from RefSeq and is a predicted model, not a curated record. Gene Ontology annotation, cellular component: ribosome. NCBI's taxonomy places the organism in Eukaryota, Viridiplantae, Streptophyta, Magnoliopsida, Amborellales, Amborellaceae.